This is a messenger RNA of Cavia porcellus (domestic guinea pig), 5155 nucleotides long. It is a transcript of the gene Ptprc, whose product is annotated as protein tyrosine phosphatase receptor type C. The record is from RefSeq and is a predicted model, not a curated record. The coding region runs from base 202 to 4125 and encodes 1307 amino acids. Lineage: Eukaryota; Metazoa; Chordata; Mammalia; Rodentia; Caviidae. The transcript has 33 exons. Gene Ontology annotation, molecular function: protein tyrosine phosphatase activity; protein binding. Gene Ontology annotation, biological process: negative regulation of protein kinase activity; positive regulation of peptidyl-tyrosine phosphorylation; protein dephosphorylation.
AAACUUCCUGCAAAGAGGUUCCUUUACAGUAUUUUUGGAGAAGUUAGUAAAACCGAAUCUGACAUCACCACCUAGCAGUUUGUGUAGCUAGCAAGUGGUUUGUUCUUAGGGUAGCAGAGGAGGAAAUUGUUCCCCUUCUGAUAAGACAACAGUGAAGAGAGGACGCAUGCUGGUUCUCAGGGAUACGGCUGAUUUCCAGAUAUGACCAUGUACUUGUGGCUUAAACUUUUGGCCCUUGCCUUUGCUUUCCUGGAUACAAAUAUAUUUGUUACAGGGCAAGACUUGGAUACUACCCCACCUGGACUGACUGCAGCAGAGGAGCCCAGUGCUCUGCCUUCUAGUGGCCCCUUACCUGCUCACACCAAUGCAUCCUCACUCCCAAGCAUCUCUGAAAGAGAAAAUGACUCCUCAGAGACCACACCUUCUGCUAGUCCAAAUGAUUCCUCAGCUCAUGUCUCCCUGGACCCUUUGGAUAAUGCUAAUGCUCUUAAUGUGACAGGUGUUGCAACCACGUCUACGCCUCCACCUCCAACUCUCACGCAUGCAGCCUUGCAGGCGCCUGAAGAAGCUGACACCCAGACACUCAGCAGCAAGGCUGACCUUACCACACUCAAGCCCGCUCCUGGCGGGCAUCAACCAGCAGGUACCCCAGGAGAGAGGAGUACAGCCGCCACCUUUCCUGCAGACACAGCCUUCACCCCAGCAGCCGCCCUCAGCCCUGCACACAACAGCUCUGCUGCCUCACUUGCACACACCUCCAACAUCAGCAUCCCAGAUAAUUCCUCAGAUUCCACCUCUAUAGCCACUGAACCUUCCACACAGAGCCCUGCAACAAGCACUCUCCCUCCAACCACAACAAUAGUCCCUACUCCAACCAUGACUCCAUGUGAUGAAAAAUAUGGUAAUAUCUCUGUGGAAUACAAAUAUGACAGUCGGACUAAAUUAUUUACAGCAAACUUACUAGGUGCUGAUUCUGUGAAAUGUCAUUCUCCUGAGUGUGAAAAAACAUUGCAAGGACUACAUGAAUGUUCCCACGUUACAGUUCUAAUAGGUGAUGGUAAUUGUUCUUCACCUAUACAUUUACAAUUAUAUGUGCCACCAGAGCAUGAAAAGUUUAAGUUAUGUGACCGUACACCACACGAAAGAGCAAAUACUUCAAUUGUUUUACAAUGGGAAAAAACAGAAAAUUUUAAAUGCAAUGAAAGUUUCACAUAUGAAUUUCAAUGUGGUACUUCAGUGUCUCACAGUGAAUCAAUUCAAUUAAAUGAUCUUCAACCCAGAACAAAGUAUAGUUGUACUUCAAAAGUAUACUAUAAUGGCCAGAAAUACAGACAUGAGAAUAAAUCUAUUGUAACAGAUUAUGGAGUUCCAGAGAAACCUUCUAUAUCAUUUUGCAAUUCUACAGGACAAACUACAGCACAAAUUCACUGGAAUUCUCUUCCAAAUUUAUCUGGAUUUUAUUUGUCUUAUCGGAAUAACUCAGGAAAAGAUAUAGAGAACUUAAAUCUGAAUGAGAAUCUGACAAAGCAUAAUUUGACAUCUUUGGAAUGUUAUACAGACUAUGAGGUAUCAUUAUUUGCCUAUGUCAAUGCAAGAGUGCAACGCAAUGGAAGUGCUGCAUUGUGUAAAUUUAAAACCAAAUCUGGACCUCCAAGCAUGGUCAAACACCUGAAAGUAACACGGACAUCAGAUAAUGGUGUGCAUAUCCAGUGUAGCCCUCCUGAUAAGAAAAAUGGCCCUUCUUUGAUUUAUAUCUUAGAAAUCAGACCUAAAAGUAAUCAGCAUGAAAGAAACAAGACCAGUAAGGCCUGCACAUUUCAUUUAGAAGAUCUUUGGUAUUCAACAGACUAUGAGUUUCGGAUGUAUUCCUCCAAUGGUGAAUAUGAGGGAGAACCAGCUAUAGAAUUUUACACAACAUCUUAUAAUUCCAAAGCACUGAUUGCAUUUCUGGUAUUUCUGAUUAUUGUGACAUCGGUGGCUCUGCUUGUGGUUCUCUAUAAAAUAUAUGAUCUGCACAAGAAAAGAUCCAGCAAUUUAGAUGAACAACAGGAACUUGUUGAAAGAGAUGAGGAAAGACAGCUGAUGAAUGUGGAGCCGAUUCAUGCAGACGUCUUGUUGGAAACCUAUAAGAGAAAAAUUGCAGAUGAAGGUCGACUUUUCCUGGCUGAAUUCCAGAGCAUUCCACGGGUGUUCAGUAAGUUUUCUAUCAAGGAUGCUCGAAAAUCUUUUAACCAAAAUAAAAACCGCUAUGUUGACAUUCUUCCUUAUGACUACAACCGUGUCGAACUCUCUGAAAUAAAUGGAGAAGCAGGGUCAACCUACAUAAAUGCUAGCUACAUUGAUGGUUUCAAAGAACCCAGGAAAUAUAUUGCUGCACAAGGACCCAGGGAUGAAACUGUUGAUGACUUCUGGAGGAUGAUUUGGGAACAGAAAGCCACAGUCAUUGUCAUGGUCACUAGAUGUGAAGAAGGAAACAGGAACAAGUGUGCAGAAUACUGGCCCUCAAUGGAAGAAGGCACUCGGGCUUAUGGAGAUGUUAUUGUAAAGAUCAAUGAGCACAAAAGAUGCCCAGAUUAUAUCAUCCAGAAAAUGAACAUUACAAAUAAAAAAGAAAAAGGGACUGGGAGAGUGGUGACUCACAUUCAGUUUAUAAGCUGGCCAGACCACGGGGUACCUGAAGACUCUCACCUGCUUCUCAAACUGAGGAGGAGAGUGAACACCUUCAGCAACUUCUUCAGCGGCCCCAUCGUGGUGCACUGCAGCGCCGGUGUGGGGCGCACAGGCACUUACAUUGGAAUCGACGCCAUGCUGGAAGGCCUGGAAGCAGAGGGCAAGGUGGACGUGUACGGCUACGUCGUCAAGCUCAGGCGGCAGAGAUGCCUCAUGGUGCAAGUGGAGGCGCAGUAUAUCCUGAUCCAUCAGGCAUUAGUGGAAUAUAACCAGUUUGGAGAAACAGAAGUGAGUUUGGCUGACUUAAAUGCACAUUCAUAUCUACAUAACAUGAAGAAAAGAGACCCACCCAGUGAGCCAUCUCCACUAGAGGCUGAAUUCCAGAGACUUCCAUCAUAUAGAGGCUGGAGGACUCAGCAUGUUGGACAUCAAGAGGAAAACAAAAAGAAAAACAGAAAUUCUAAUGUCGUUCCAUAUGACUUUAACAGAGUGACACUUAAACAUGAAUUGGAACUGAGUAAAGAGAGUGAGCAUGAUUCAGAUGAAUCAUCUGACGAUGACAGUGAUUCAGAAGAAACAAGCAAAUACAUCAAUGCAUCUUUUGUAAUGAGUUACUGGAAACCGGAAAUGAUGAUUGCUGCUCAAGGACCCCUGGAAGAGACCAUUGGUGACUUCUGGCAGAUGAUAUUCCAAAGAAAAGUCAAAGUUAUUGUUAUGUUGGCAGAACUGAAGCAUGGAGACCAGGAAAUCUGUGCUCAGUACUGGGGAGAAGGAAAACAAACAUAUGGAGAUAUAGAAAUUGAUAUCAAAGACACAAAUAUAUCUCCAAUGUACACUGUCCGUGAAUUUGAACUGAGACAUGCCAAGAGGAAAGACACUCGAACUGUGUACCAGUACCAAUAUACUAACUGGAGUGUGGGCCAGCUCCCCGAGGAAGCCAAGGAGUUAGUCUCAAUGAUUCGAAGCCUUAAAGAAAAGCUUCCCAAGAAGACUCCCAUUGAAGGGAAUAAAUAUCACAAGACUGUGCCUAUCCUAAUUCACUGCAGAGAUGGAGCUGAGCAAACAGGAGUAUUCUGUGCUUUGCUAAAUCUCAUGGAAAGUGCAGAAACAGAAGAAGUAAUAGAUGUUUUUCAAGUAGUAAAGUCUCUACGCAAAGCUAGGCCAGAAAUGGUUUCCACAUAUGAGCAGUACGAAUUUCUGUAUGACAUUAUUGCCAGCACCUAUCCUGCCCAAAAUGGACAAGUAAAGAAAAAUAGCCAUCAAGAAGAUAAAAUUGAAUUUGAUAAUGAAGUGGACAAAGCAAAUCAUGAUGUUAAUUGUGUCAGUUCAACCAGCACCCCAGAACAGACCCAAGAUGUAAACAAACAAGCAGAAGGUUCCAAAUCCACAAGCAGCUCGGAGAAGCCAGAACAUUCUGUCAAUGGCCCUGCGAGCGCAGUUUCGACUGAGAGUUAAUAGGAAAAGACCCAAAGGAGCGACUCAAAACCUCCUUUUAGCUGUGAUUUCUAUUUUCUAGAAAGGGAAAUAAUUGACCUGGGAUAGAGAAGUGCUCGGGUCCAACAUUUGGUGAAGUUUGAUUACUGUGGAAGAAUAUUUAAGAUAGUUUUGGUAAAGAGUUUUGUAUAGUUUUAUGCUUAUCUUAAAAUCUUAUCAUGCAGCAAAAGCAUUGUAGUCAUUGCGUGUGUGUCCUUGUGUGUGGGGUGCCCUUGGCAGGGAACAGGAGUGUGCUUUCCAGUGAACCCAAAUGCUCUUAAGAAACUUUGCCUUUUUCUAUUUCUGAAAGAAACCCCCAUUUUAUACUGUACUGUUAACUUUGGUGGAAGGUUCUGAUUUCUAACAUCAUCACUCCAUAGUGGCUGUGUAAGAAUAACAUAUAUUUGGACAUUCACCUCAAGAUGUCCUCCUAGUCUUACUCAUAUACAUCAGUUGGUAGUUUACUUAUAAUGGAUAAAUGUAGCAUGUGUGUGUAUAGCUACUAUGAAAGGUUAGGUAAAUUAAUAUUUGGAAAUCUUACAUAAAAGAGUACAUAUGGCUUUGCCGAUUUUUUGUUUCAAAAAGUGUAUUAAUGUAUAGAGAUAUCAAGAAAUUGUCUAGAAUGGUGUGACAUCAUGAGGACAUUUUUCUUUUUUUAAUGUUCAUUUUAAUAAAUUUGUGCUAGUGUAAAAUGCUUCUAACUGGAAGAAAUUAAGAAUUGCUUUAAGUGUGUGCAGUGAUAGAUUUGUUAAUUUGCUUGAAUGUGGAAAUAAUUUCAGAAUGUAUUUGUAUCUCAGAGCAUGAUGUUGUACACCUUAAAUAUAUAUGAUUGUAUUCAUCAGUUAUGUCAAUAAAAAGUGAGUUAAUUUAAAAAAAUUUCAUGCAACUGUGUUUUGCCAGAUGUUUUCAUGAGCAACUUAAUGAAGCUAUACUUGGAGAUUAAACAGUGAUAUGAGAAAUGCCUUAUUGUAUGUGCUUGUUCCCCAUUAUUAAAGUCUGUCUUUAAUUUUCA